Lemur catta (Ring-tailed lemur) is the source of this 1756-nucleotide messenger RNA. RefSeq names its product PIH1 domain containing 2 (gene PIH1D2). Gene Ontology annotation, cellular component: ribonucleoprotein complex; R2TP complex; cytoplasm. Gene Ontology annotation, biological process: rRNA processing; box C/D snoRNP assembly. The transcript has 6 exons. Bases 277 to 1224 code for a protein of 315 amino acids. The record is from RefSeq and is a predicted model, not a curated record. Lineage: Eukaryota; Metazoa; Chordata; Mammalia; Primates; Lemuridae.
UCCCACCGGCGGGAGACCCAGAGACCCAUAGAGAGCGUUUCCAGGACAGGUUAACGGGAGGCAGACCCUCUCCUGGGUGAGCCCAGUUGAAAAGCAAGCCCGACGCCAGAAGGGAGAGAUUCGGGAACUGGAUGUGAAGAGACAUUUUUGCCUGGGGCUUCUCGGACCCAAUUAGAUGUUGUACCCAGUCUGGUUACCCUGGUAACAGGCGUCGCGGUUUGUCAGGGAAGCGGUGGGUUAGCCGAGCUUAAUUAAGAAGCCUAUUCAGCAUCAAUCAUGGAGAUAUCCUCAAAGGGUCUGCUCACCCAAGUGACUCAGUUCUGGAACCUCCUAGAUGAUCUGGCUGAAAGUGACCCUGAGGGCUAUGAGAAAUUCAUUCAACAGCAGCUGAAAGAAGGAAAACAACUCUGUGCUGCCCCAGAACCACAUCUCUGUCUACAGACCAAGAUCCUGAAACCAGAAGAAAAAAUACUUUUUAUCAACCUAUGUCAGUGGAAAAGAAUCCCAGCUCCCCAAUCAGCCACUCACCCAGUACCUCUAAGUGUUGGCAAACCAGAAGAUAUGCCUCAGACAUCAGAUGCUUACACAAUCAUCAGUGUUGCCUACAAUCCUGACGUUCUUCAGGUAGCAGAAAAGGACCAAAUGAAAAAAGAUCAGUUAAUACAGAUGACCAUGAAAUGCAUUGAGGAGCAACUCCAGUUCACUCUCUCACACUCUUACCAUAUUACCAAUUUUAAAAUAAAAGGAAGCAUUCAAAGAAUGAAACAAAGUCUGGUGGGAAUCCAAGCUGAUUCCACAGAUUUAAGAGAGAAAAUGAAAAAGGAACUAACUCUUGAACAGAUAAAAAGCAGUACUGUGAACAAUGCAGAUCAUUUUCCUCAACUGUUACUGCCAAAAGACCAAGUUUCAGGCAAAGCAAAGUGUCUGAUAGAAGAGAUUUCCAGCACUGAAAUCCAAGUGGAGAUGAAGAUACCAGCCUAUGAAUUAAAAAUUGUGCAGGAUCAGAAUGAAAAACCUCUGAAAAUUGAGUUGAAAGUUGAAUUACCUGGUAUUAAUUCAGUCUCUCUCUGUGACCUUAACGUUUCUGAGGAUGAUUUACUGAUUGAAGUCCCUGAGAAGUACAGAUUACAUCUGAAUCUUCCAGAACCUGUUGAUACUGAAAUGACUACAGCAAAAUUUAUCAAAGAGAAAUCCACACUAAUCAUCACAAUGCCAUUGGUGUAAAACAAGAGCAUCAUGUGUUUUGGGUUUUUAGUGCUAAAGUCAUGUGAAUUAUAGGACCUUCAUCAUGGGUAGAGGUAGUAAUUUAUCUUAAACACUGAUUCCAUAUUUCCUAAGAGUUCAUUUUGAUGGAAUGAGAUUUUCUCCUCAGCUGUUGUUUUAUCUAUUUUUUAAACUCAUUUUCUCCUUUUCAAAAAAACUUGACAUCAACCAGAAACUACUAAAAAUAUUAUUGCCAUGAUGUACUUGUUUUAGAGAUAUUUGUAGUGAUCUUAAAUAAUUUAUCAUUUGGGAAAAUUCUAGUUGUUCCCAAGUAACAUGCGAGAAUUCUUGGUUUACUGCUUGGGGCAAAAAAAAAAAAAAUGUCUCUAGUAAAUCUUUGCAUCAGGAAAAAAUCCCAGACUGUAAGUUUUUUAUUAACAAGAUGGACUGUAGCAGUGAAAGUCUCCUCUAACAAUAGAUACAGGAUGAAAUAUAAAAUUCAAACUUAUGCUUCUGUGAACCUCUAUACUUCAAUAAAACAGUUUUGCCAGGA